Musa acuminata subsp. malaccensis (wild Malaysian banana) is the source of this 1515-nucleotide messenger RNA. RefSeq names its product 26S proteasome regulatory subunit 7A. NCBI's taxonomy places the organism in Eukaryota, Viridiplantae, Streptophyta, Magnoliopsida, Zingiberales, Musaceae. Gene Ontology annotation, cellular component: proteasome regulatory particle, base subcomplex. The record is from RefSeq and is a predicted model, not a curated record. Gene Ontology annotation, molecular function: ATP hydrolysis activity; ATP binding; proteasome-activating activity. Gene Ontology annotation, biological process: proteasome-mediated ubiquitin-dependent protein catabolic process.
UAGGAGUCGAGUUAGGGGAAGAAAGCGCGUGAGAGAGAGAGAGGCGAUCGCCAUGGCUCCGGAACCUGAGGACGGGAUGAACGAGAAGAACCCUCGCCCUCUCGACGAGGACGACAUCGCCCUCCUCAAGACAUACGGUUUGGGACCUUACUCAACAAGCAUUAAGAAGGCUGAGAAGGAAAUCAAGGAAUUAGCCAAGAAGGUCAAUGAUCUAUGUGGAAUCAAGGAGUCUGAUACUGGUUUGGCUGCACCAAGCCAGUGGGAUUUAGUCUCUGACAAGCAAAUGAUGCAAGAGGAGCAACCUCUUCAGGUUGCAAGGUGUACCAAGAUUAUUAGCCCAAACACAGAGGACACUAAAUAUGUGAUAAAUGUUAAGCAGAUAGCCAAGUUUGUGGUGGGAUUGGGUGACAAGGUCUCGCCAACUGACAUUGAAGAAGGGAUGCGUGUUGGAGUUGAUAGGAACAAGUAUCAAAUCCAGAUACCGUUACCACCAAAGAUUGAUCCAAGUGUUACAAUGAUGACAGUGGAAGAGAAGCCUGAUGUCACAUACAAUGAUGUUGGUGGAUGCAAAGAGCAGAUUGAGAAGAUGCGCGAAGUCGUGGAACUUCCUAUGCUUCAUCCAGAGAAAUUUGUUAAACUAGGUAUUGAUCCUCCAAAAGGGGUUCUCUGUUAUGGUCCUCCAGGAACUGGUAAAACACUACUAGCUAGAGCAGUAGCAAAUAGAACAGAUGCAUGCUUUAUUCGUGUCAUUGGAAGUGAGCUUGUUCAAAAAUAUGUUGGAGAGGGAGCUAGGAUGGUUCGCGAACUAUUUCAGAUGGCUCGCUCAAAGAAGGCCUGUAUAGUGUUCUUUGAUGAAGUAGAUGCAAUUGGUGGAGCUCGGUUUGAUGAUGGUGUUGGUGGUGACAACGAAGUUCAGCGUACCAUGCUUGAAAUUGUUAAUCAGCUUGAUGGCUUCGAUGCAAGAGGAAACAUUAAAGUUCUAAUGGCCACAAAUAGACCUGAUACUUUGGACCCAGCUCUACUGCGACCUGGACGGUUGGACCGCAAAGUUGAGUUUGGUCUGCCUGAUUUGGAGGGUCGAACCCAGAUAUUUAAGAUCCACACCAGGACAAUGAAUUGUGAGAGGGAUAUUCGCUUUGAGCUCCUUGCUCGUCUGUGCCCCAACUCCACUGGGGCUGAUAUAAGAAGCGUUUGCACCGAAGCUGGGAUGUUUGCUAUCCGAGCACGAAGGAAGACGGUCACAGAGAAGGACUUUCUUGAUGCUGUGAACAAGGUCAUCAAAGGCUACCAAAAGUUUAGUGCAACUCCAAAAUACAUGGUCUACAACUAAGGCAUUUUCAUGUGAUCUUUCAUGAAAACACAAGGUGGAGAUACACGCCAUAAAAUUUUAUUCACGCACGUCUCUCCCAUCACUAAGAUUUCAUGAUAAUUCAGUUUGCAAUUCCAUCACUAAGCAUGAGCUGCAUGCAUCACCCUCUAUUUGUCGAGCUUACUCUUUCAUGCAUCUCUUGACUC